Messenger RNA from Nylanderia fulva, 2207 nucleotides. RefSeq names its product Lysyl-tRNA synthetase. Lineage: Eukaryota; Metazoa; Arthropoda; Insecta; Hymenoptera; Formicidae. The record is from RefSeq and is a predicted model, not a curated record. Gene Ontology annotation, biological process: lysyl-tRNA aminoacylation. Gene Ontology annotation, cellular component: cytoplasm; mitochondrion; aminoacyl-tRNA synthetase multienzyme complex. Gene Ontology annotation, molecular function: ATP binding; lysine-tRNA ligase activity; tRNA binding.
UGUUGUCGGACCGAAAUCUCAGUCCUCGGCGACCGGAUGAUCGGUGAACCGCGCGAGUUCGCUUCAAGGCGCGCGCCAGAGACCUAACCUGGAUGUCGGCUUCAGGCAGCUCGCCACGCGGCUUCCCACGUUGCUCGCGACGUGGACCUCCCUAUUCUCCGUCCGUGUUUCUUCGCAGAUAACGAUAUCUCUUAGAAAACAAAUCUCGGACUCUCUCUCUCUUUCUCUUUGACGUCACGUGAACGAGGUCUAAUCUCGUGGGGUAUGACGAGAUCAUGUUCGCUACCCUGAGCAGAAUUCGCGCUCUCGUUCUUAACACGCAGCCCGUAACAUGGCUUGCGAAUCGCGAGACAAAGUUGCGUCAGCCGUCUCUGCUUCGUCGGUUUUACACCAACGAGCUCAAAAGACGUCUCAAAGCUGAGCAGAAAGCCAAAGAGAAAGCUGAAAAGGAAGAGGCCAGAGCGGCUGCGGCAGCUGCUCAAAAGGAUCAAAUAAAGAAUAAUGAGAAAGCGGAGAAGAAGGAUAUCAAGGAGGAAGAAAUUAGUGCAAAUGAAUAUUUCAAGCUCCGGUCGAAUAUCAUCAGUUUACUUAAAGAUGCAAACGAUGAGCCUUAUCCACACAAAUUUCACGUAUCGAUCUCUCUUACGGAAUUCAUCGAGAAGUUUAGCGAGCAGCUUAAGAAUGGUGAAUCGUUGAAGAACGAGGUAUAUAAUAUAGCCGGACGUGUCCAUUCGAUUCGGGAGGCUGGCGCCAAACUGAUUUUCUAUGAUCUUCGAGGGGAGGGCGUCAAAGUGCAAGUGUUGGCCAAUGCGAGACUUUAUAAAAGUGAGGACGAGUUUGUGAGGGAUACUGCAAAGAUCAAGAGAGGCGAUGUCAUAGGCGUCGUUGGCAGUCCCGGCAAGAGCAAAACGGGCGAAUUUUCAAUUAUACCGUCUUCCAUUACUCUUUUGAGUCCAUGUUUGCACAUGAUGCCGCAUCUUCACUUUGGUCUCAAGGACAGGGAAACGAGAUUCCGACAACGAUACCUGGACCUUAUAUUAAACGACCAAGUUCGACGAAUCUUUCACAUACGCGCGCGGAUAAUCCAUUACAUGCGUAAAUUUCUGGACGAGAUGGGCUUUUUGGAAGUUGAGACUCCUAUGAUGAACAUGAUUGCCGGAGGUGCAACUGCCAAACCCUUCAUUACGCAUCAUAACGAACUCAACAUGGAUCUGUACAUGAGAAUUGCUCCGGAACUGUAUCUCAAGAUGUUAAUCGUCGGUGGGUUCGACAGAGUGUACGAGAUCGGCAGGCAAUUUAGGAAUGAGGGCAUCGACUUGACCCACAAUCCAGAAUUUACUACUUGCGAGUUUUAUAUGGCGUACGCGGACUAUAACGAUCUAAUGCAAAUGACGGAGGACAUGGUGUCUGGCAUGGUGAAAGCUAUACAUGGAACUUAUCGGAUACAGUACCAUCCUGAUGGACCGGACGGAGCGGCAGUUGAAAUCGACUUUACGCCUCCUUUCAAGCGCAUCUCGAUGAUGCAGGAAUUAGAGAGGAUUCUUGAUAUCAAACUGCCAGCAGCCGAUCAGCUUAACACCCCGGAAGCAAACAAAAUUCUCAGCGAUCUCUGUGAUAGCCGUGAUAUUGAGUGUCCUCCUCCUAGAACAUCAGCGAGAUUAUUAGAUAAGCUCGUUGGAGUAUGUAUUGAAGAUGGGAUCAUUAAUCCUACAUACAUCAUUGAUCAUCCACAAGUGAUGUCUCCUUUGGCGAAAUGGCAUCGGUCCAAAAAAGGUCUCACAGAACGAUUUGAGCUUUUUGUUGUGCAGAAAGAGAUUUGCAACGCGUACACUGAACUGAAUGAUCCAUUCGUUCAAAGAGAAAGAUUCGCGCAACAAGCGAUGGAUAAAGCAGCUGGUGAUGAAGAGGCGCAAAUAGUCGACGAGAAUUUCUGUACCGCUUUGGAAUACGGUUUACCGCCAACGGCAGGUUGGGGAAUGGGUCUCGAUCGAUUAACAAUGUUCCUCACUGACACAAACAAUAUUAAAGAAGUAUUGCUUUUUCCUCAUAUGAAGCCAGACAUUAAUCCAAAUAAAAAUAAGGAGGUCGAAGAUGAUAAAAUACCAAGUGACAAUGGGGAAAAAUAAAGUACACGGAUUAUUAAAUGAGAAUUCAAAUAAUAAUUUAGAAAGUAAUUUGAAUAAAGAAAGCUAUUUGGAAAACUUUAA